AGAGUGAUAAGCUAACUAAACAUUGCCCUUGCUGUAAAUGCUCCUAUGCAUGUUGUUAUUAACCUUUACUCAGUAAGACUCAUUGUUGGAUCUUGUUUUCUGUCAACCAGGGGAGAGGGUGCAAAAGGAGAGGCUGCCUUCAGGGAGAGCUUUGCCAGGCUGGGAGAACUCCAAUCCAUUGCCAAAGAAGGUACACCUGUGUUAGCGCUGACAGCAUCUGCUGAUACCAAGAACAGACGCCGGGUGACCAAGCUGCUGCAUAUGGAGAAUGCAACUGAAGUGACUGUGAGCUCAAACAGGACAAACAUCAGGCUUGGACUGACACAGGUUCCUUCCAAUGACUUCAGCUGCAUGGACUGGGUAGUGAAGGAGGUCAAAGAUAAGGCACUGUCAUUGUCCCCCAUCAUUAUUUAUUGCAAAUCACUGAAGUCAGUAGGGAAGGUGUUCAACUAUCUUAAAGCAGCACUUGGUGAAGAUGCUUGGAUUGACAGGGACCAGGAUCAUAAGGCUGAAAACCUUAUGAUAGGAAUGUUUGAUAGGAAUGUUUCAUAGUAAGACACUCACACAGCAUAAACACCGAGUGCUGGCAUCAUUUAAUGGAGAGGGGAGCUGCAGAGUUGUUGUAGCAACAACAGCUCUCGGGAUGGGCUUGAAUUUUCCGAAUGUUUCACAUGUUGUCAUGUAUGGGUCACCAGACGAUGUAGAGGAU
This is a messenger RNA of Sander lucioperca (pikeperch), 709 nucleotides long. Its product is annotated as putative ATP-dependent DNA helicase Q1. Gene Ontology annotation, biological process: telomere maintenance; double-strand break repair via homologous recombination. Gene Ontology annotation, cellular component: nucleoplasm; nucleus; cytoplasm. The transcript has 2 exons. Gene Ontology annotation, molecular function: four-way junction helicase activity; 3'-5' DNA helicase activity. The record is from RefSeq and is a predicted model, not a curated record. The coding region runs from base 46 to 552 and encodes 168 amino acids. NCBI's taxonomy places the organism in Eukaryota, Metazoa, Chordata, Actinopteri, Perciformes, Percidae.